Molecule: messenger RNA, 5705 nt
Organism: Toxorhynchites rutilus septentrionalis
Lineage: Eukaryota; Metazoa; Arthropoda; Insecta; Diptera; Culicidae
Gene: Rtel1
Product: regulator of telomere elongation helicase 1 homolog
Exons: 4
Coding region: 127-3153 (1008 amino acids)
Biological process (GO): DNA repair; DNA replication; regulation of double-strand break repair via homologous recombination
Cellular component (GO): nucleus
Molecular function (GO): DNA polymerase binding; hydrolase activity, acting on acid anhydrides, in phosphorus-containing anhydrides; DNA helicase activity
Source: RefSeq, a predicted model, not a curated record
UUUUUCCUGUAAUUUUUCCAACCAAAACAAAACAAUUCCCAUCACAUUCCCUAUAUUUAUUUAGUUAUUCAGUGCCUUGCUGUUUGUGACACGUUUUUCGGUGUCAAACAAUAACAGACAGACACCAUGCCGGAAUUCCUGAUAAACGGCGUUCCGGUCAAUUUUCCCUUUGAGCCCUAUCAGGUGCAGAGGGAUUAUAUGACCAAAGUGAUUGAAUGUUUACAGAACAGCACCAAUGGUGUGCUGGAAUCCCCGACCGGAACGGGUAAAACACUAAGCUUGCUCUGUUCGUCUCUGGCGUGGACACUAAGCAAAAAAACCCAGGUUCAAGCAAACAUGAAAAUGAACAAACAAGAUUUGAAUGAGUUUGCGAUGAAUCAGAAAAAGAAGAUAGGCUGGGGACCAAACGAAACGAAACUGCUCGACAAUCUUAAUGAGAACGCCGGUAAAGAGGGUGCCAAGUGGGGCGUUCCGAAAAUUAUUUACGCCUCCAGAACACAUUCGCAGCUGAGCCAGGCAAUGCAAGAAAUGAAAAACACGAGCUACAGUUUUAUGAAGGCGAUCAUUCUGGGAUCCCGUGAUCAGUUGUGUAUACAUCCGGAGGUGUCGAAGGAGGAGGGAAAUUCGGUGAAGUCUAAUCUGUGCAAGGCGAAGGUGCAGUCCCGAAGCUGCUCAUUCUACAGUCGAGUCGAAAGUACCAAAGAGCGACCUGAAGUAACGAGCUGCACUGUGAUGGACAUCGAGGAUCUAAUGAAGAUCGGUUCUAAAGUUAAAGCGUGUCCGUUUUUCCUGUCCAAAGAAUUGAUCGAAAACGCAGACAUUCUGUUUAUGCCGUACAAUUACCUGUUAGAUCCGAAAAUUCGCAAGGCGAACAAUCUACAAAUUACGAACACAAUCAUAAUCCUCGAUGAGGCCCACAACGUGGAAAAAAUGUGCGAGGAGUCCGCCUCGAUGCAGCUCAAAUCGUCCGACAUUGCCCUUUGCAUCGAUGAUAUCACUUCGGUCAUGAGGGCGAUGGAAAACGGGGUGUCGGCUUCGGACGACGACGAGGACAAGAAGGAUUUCACCAUUGACGAUUUGGCUCUGUUGAAGGAAAUGUUACUCAAGUUAGAGAAUGUUGUUGAUGAAAUACAGGUCCCAUUCUCCCAGGGUGGUAAAACAUUUUCGGGGACAUAUAUCUUCGACCUAUUCGAGCAGGCCAACAUAAAAGCAGGCAACUAUAGUGCUCUGGCCCAGCUUCUGGACAAUAUCAUUCAAUAUGUUUCUACGGUUACGCAGGACAAUAAGUUUAUGCGACGCGGUGGUGGUUUACAGAUAUUCGCAGAAUCUCUGGAGAUAGUUUUCGCCGGUAGUGGCCCCGAGUACAGACAAUCGAUUGAUAAAUGCUACAAGGUGCACAUUGAUCUGGAAGAGCAGAAAAAAGUCCGUGGAAAUGUUAAACAAGCGGAUGGGUGGACCGCUACGAAGAAGCUUGUCCCUUCGGUAAAAGCGAAUGCCAAGGUGGUUAGCUUUUGGUGUUUCAAUCCGGGCUUUGGAAUGCGUCAACUGCUAGGGGCUAAUGCUAGGAGUAUCAUUUUGACUAGCGGAACACUUGCACCGUUGAAGCCGCUCAUCAGUGAACUGGACAUUCCAAUAGCUGUUAAAUUGGAGAACCCGCACAUCAUCGAUGGAAGUCAGGUUUGUGUAAAAAUUGUAGGACAGGGUCCGGAUAAGGAGAGUCUCAAUUCGAGCUACAUGAAUCGUGACAAUCAAAACUACAUCCAAAGCCUGGGCCGAACGGUUCUUGCGUUCGCUCCGGUCAUCCCGGGGGGAUUGCUGGUUUUCUUUCCCUCCUAUCCGUUGUUGCACAAAUGCCAAGAGUCAUGGCAGGAAUCCGGACUUUGGGCGCAGAUAAGUCGAAUCAAGCCCAUUUUUGUGGAGCCUCGUGGGAAAGAUCAAUUCCAACACGCAAUGACUGAAUAUUACAAUAAGAUAAAUGAUCCAAACUGUAGAGGAGCCGUAUUUAUUGCCGUCUGCCGAGGAAAAGUUUCCGAAGGAUUGGAUUUUGCCGAUAUGAACGGUCGAGCUGUGAUGAUUACUGGACUUCCGUUUCCCCCUUUGAAGGAUGCAAGAGUGAUACUCAAAAAAAAGUAUCUGCAAGAGGUUCGCACCAAAGAAAAUGAGAUCAUUUCCGGUGAUGAAUGGUACUCACUGGAAGCGGCAAGAGCGGUUAAUCAGGCCAUCGGUCGCGUCAUCCGUCAUAAGAAUGACUAUGGGGCUAUUCUGCUGUGUGACAAUCGUUUCCAUAACCCUCGUCAGAAGGCCCAGCUUUCAAACUGGAUCCAGAAACAUCUCAAAACUACGCAACAACAAACAUUUGGACCUAUUAUAGGCGAACUAGCGAAAUUUUUCCGAGGAGCUGAAAAAAAUCUCCCUCAAGCCAAGCUAACACGUAGUAUCAAUGUCGAGAUGCCGUCCUCACUCGACUCCCAGCGGCCAAGUAUGUCGCUGAAUUCGGAAACGAAGAAAAAGUUGGAACACAUAAAGGACAGUUUUGUGUCACACCGGAAAGCGCUCGAUACAGACAUAACCAUCAUAACGGACUCACCCGAAGCCAUAACGACGGGGUACCUGCAGAGGCUCGGUCCCGAUCCCUCCGAUAGACCGAAAGAUUUUUUCAGUCGUCUUGAAGUACCCGUUAAAACGAUCAAUUUCAGCUAUGUGGGAUCGAACUCGACGCCAAGUACCUCGCAGGGUUUGGUAACGAUACAUAAGCGCGAGCGAUCGGCAGAGUUUCCAGGUGAAACUCGGAAGAAACGGAGAGUGGUGCUUAUUCCCCAGGAAACUAUCAAUCUAACAACGAUGGAUGAAGUCAGCGACGUGAAAAACAACGAUCAAAGAGAACAGAAGGAUGACCCCACCCGGCAGGCUCCGGAGAAUCGGGUUGAUUUGUUGAAAGAGAUUAAGUCCUCAAUUAGUACGGAAAAGUAUACACUUUUUCUCCGCGCGCUCACCAGCUACAAAUCAGAGAAAAACUUUUCCAAUCUGAUAACGGGUAUAUUGGCGGCAUUCGAUAGACCCGAGGUUUACUAUUUAUUGAGGGCGAUGCGACGAUUUGUUAAGGAAGAACAUCAUGCACUCUUCGAUGCUAAGAUUAAAGAUGUGUGCGGGUGACCGACUGCAUCAAUAUGUGAUAGUUACUACUUUACAAUGUUAAGAAUGACUUGUCAGAUUAAUUAUUUAUUUAAUUUAAUUAAUUAAAUAGUUAUGACAUCAAACGGGCGCCAUCAACAAUGCUGAAGGACAGGGCACGCAUGAGAUGUGUUAGUACUAGGGGUCAAGUCACAGGUAUCUGAUUCUGAAAAUAGCAGGAACGUUAAACAAGUGCGUCGACUAUCCGUACAGCUUGUCAUCGCGGAGCUGAUGGUGUACAGAUUGUCAACGGUCAAAUAAAACAUAUGAACUAUUUUUAACCGUAAUCGAGGAAAAUGAAUAUACAAAUGAAAAAUAAAUAAAACAAUUCAAUUCAUAUUUCAUUCAAACUAAUAAUAGGAGAAACCCCUUCUGCUGCAGAAGGAAUCAAUUUAAACUGUUGGGUGAUUAUAAAAGGAUCCGCGGUUAUUUGUCACUAGAUAGUGUUGUGGAUUCCGGGCAGUAAAUCAUAUUGCGGGCAUUUCAAUCAGGUACCACAUCCACUACAGUGGCGGUGCAAAAUCAGAACAAGGAGUCGGUUUUGUACUGAUUGGGAAACGUUUGAUCCCCGGAUCUCAUGGUAUGCAAGAUCCGCGCCAGGCUGUCCAACGUAUUCAUAUCAAGAUCAACGAGGAAGAUACGGUUGAACAUCCAGCGGUUAUCAACUGAUGGAGUAGCAGCAGAAUACUCACAGAAAGUUGAUGAGCGGAUCGAUGAGCAAUUUAGAGAAGACAUGAAUGAACAGUGGAGGCAUAUCCACAGUACAAUCAGCAGCACAGCGCGAGAAGUGUUGGGUACAACAGUUGCAACCACGCCCAAUGUGUGGUUUGACGCAAAGUGCCAGCGAGUGACAGAUGAGAAGAACCGAGCCAGAGCUCACAUGCUAGCUACAACUGUGACACGUCAGAGCAGAGGAUGAUAUCGUGAUGCUAGAGCUACUGAAAAAAGACUCCAUCGCCGGAAGAAACGUCAGCAUUGUGAACGAAUUCUUGCGGGGCGGAUGAUUGCUUCUCCAGGCACGACGCGAGGAGCUUUUAUACAACGAUAAACGGUAACAGGAACCGGACCGUGCCAACCCCUGUAUUGAUCAACGACGGGGAAGGGAACUUGAUUACCGAUGAAUCGGAGGUGGGAGGUGGCAGCAGCAUUUUGAUGGGUUGUUGAAUGGUGAAGAUGGAGUAAGGAUUGAGGUUGAGGAUGGUGGACAAGCGGCGGAUCACCAACCAUAAUUGAAGUGAGGACGGCAGUGAAAGAGCUGAAGAACGGUAAAGCAGUUGGGAAGGACGGCAUACCUGCCAAACUACUAAAAGUCGGGGGCGAACAGCUACUUUGUUGUAUGCAUCGGGUUAUCCAGCUGAUAUGGACCGAUGAAGAACUACCUACGGAUUGGUUGGAAGGACUCAUUUGCCCGAUUUAUAGAAAGGGUCACCGCCUCGACUGUAGCAAUUAUCGAGGGAUAACUCUGCUCAACUCGGUGUAUAAAAUUCUCUCCCGCAUCCUGUUCCAGGAAUUCUUUGUUGGUGAGUACCAAUGUGGUUUUGGAGAGGGACGAUCCACAGUGGACCAAAUGUUCACGGUGCGUCAGAUCCUCGAUAAAUUUCAGGAGUACAACCUGCGGACUCACCGUCUGUUUGUAGACUUCAGGGCUGCGUACGAUUCAGUUAAACGAAACGAGCUAUGGUAGAUUAUGCUGGAACAUGGUUUCCCAACAAAACCUAUCAAGCUGAUUCGCAUCAAGCGUCAGGAUAGCGGCUGAAACAUCCGACUCGUUCGUGACGUUUGACGGUCUGAAGCAGGGUGACGGGCUUUCGAAUUUACUACACAAAUUUAAGCAUAACUCAAGAACUAAGCAAACAAACGGAACCAAAUUUGGCACAUAAAAGUUUUUGUAGACAAGAAAUAUUUUUAUUGUGGUACGACACUGCUCCCCCUCUGUAAAGUUGGGUUGAAGUACUAGGAAUUUUAUAGUAAAAGAUAAUUUUAAAGGGUCGAUUCAAAGAUCAAUCAAUGAACAAUUCUGCUAUUGAACCCAUGAACAGGCGCUUAGUAAGAAAACGUCAGUGUUUGAAGGCAAUGAUAAAAAAACAUAAAUUUUGGGCAGGAUGAAGUUUGCCGAGCCAGCUAGUAACUAUAUAAAUAAAAACGGAUUACCAAAUGUGUUGGUAACUGCAUACCUUGAGGAAGGAAUCGUCCACAGAAAAACAUGUUAUUUGCAAGUGAUUGAAGAAUCUUGAACGAGAAUUGUUUCCGAAAAUAGUUUGAUAUUAUAAUGACGAGUGUUGGUAGAAGUACUAGGAAAUUUAUACUAGAAAGAAAUUGUAAGGGUCAAUUAGAAUAUCAAUCAAUAACCAGUUUUGCUUUUGGACCUAUGAAUGAUUGCCUAAUAAGGAAACGUGAAUGUUUGAAGGUAUUGAUAAUAAAAAAUGCAUUUUGGGCGGGACAAACUUUGCCAGGUCAGCUAAUAAAUAAAACUUUACUCGAAAAGUUCAUUUUGCAUUUUCAACCAAAUGAAAAUAAAAAUCUGUACGCAACAA